Molecule: messenger RNA, 669 nt
Organism: Penicillium olsonii
Lineage: Eukaryota; Fungi; Ascomycota; Eurotiomycetes; Eurotiales; Aspergillaceae
Source: the annotation of a GenBank genome assembly
AUGCUUGCUGGACCGCUGUCCGCUUGUACGCGGCCGACCUCACCGCUGGCAACAUUUUCUCUUUCACGAUGCUUCUCCACAACCUCACCCUCCCUCGACUGGCUGAGGCCAAAGUUCCAAGAAAAGUCCAAGUCCCCUAAGGGUCGUCCUCACGUUGCUACUGGCGGAUCCACACGAGGAACAACAGUCGUAUGGGGAGACUUCGGAUUGCGGAUGAAAGACCACGACCGCCGAAUGCCUGCGUCUGCAUUGAAAAUCGCUGAAGAUACCAUCAAGAGGCGGCUACGAGGAAUGAACUACAAGCUGUACAAGCGUGUCAGUGCGAACAUUGGUGUCUACACCAAGGGUAACGAGCAACGUAUGGGUAAGGGUAAGGGUAAGUUCGAUUACUGGACUGUCCGAUUGCCCGUGAGCCGAGUCGUCUUCGAAUUGAAGGGAGAUGUGCACGAGAAGAUCGCCCGUGAGGCUUUCCGAUUGGCGGGUCACAAAUUGCCAGGACUUUGGGAAUUCGUCAACAAGGACGACCCUCCUGUCGUUGGAAUUACAAAGCUUGGAAACGGUGUUACUCUCGACAGCCUCAAGCGUGCGCGCAGAAACCCACCCCUCGGUACCGACGACCUCGCUUCUCCCCCGAAGAGCGCCUCCUCCAGCUCCGACCCUACCCAAUAA